Molecule: messenger RNA, 1875 nt
Organism: Solanum pennellii
Lineage: Eukaryota; Viridiplantae; Streptophyta; Magnoliopsida; Solanales; Solanaceae
Exons: 2
Coding region: 91-1743 (550 amino acids)
Biological process (GO): response to light stimulus; photosynthesis, light harvesting in photosystem I
Cellular component (GO): chloroplast envelope; plastoglobule; chloroplast thylakoid membrane
Source: RefSeq, a predicted model, not a curated record
ACACUUGGUGCAAGGCCCAAGAAACUCAAGCCUCUAAAUCACCUCUUCUUUGUUUUUGUUUUUUUGUACAUUUUCAUUCUACUUCUUGCAAUGGCUACUUUUACAAUGGCUCUUUCCUCCUCUACUUUCGCCGGUAAAGCGGUGAAACUCUCACCAUCUUCUUCUGAAAUCAGUGGAAAUGGGAGAAUUACAAUGAGGAAGACUGCUGCCAAGCCCAAGCCUGCCUCCUCUGGUAGCCCAUGGUACGGUCCUGACCGUGUUAAGUACUUGGGACCAUUCUCUGGUGAAUCACCAAGCUAUUUGACUGGUGAGUUCCCUGGUGAUUACGGAUGGGACACUGCUGGGCUUUCAGCUGACCCUGAAACAUUCGCUAAGAAUCGUGAGUUGGAGGUUAUUCAUUGCAGAUGGGCCAUGCUUGGAGCUCUUGGAUGUGUAUUCCCCGAGCUUUUAGCCCGUAACGGUGUUAAGUUUGGUGAUGCUGUAUGGUUCAAAGCUGGAUCUCAAAUUUUCAGCGAGGGCGGACUUGACUACUUGGGAAACCCUAGUUUGGUUCAUGCACAAAGCAUUUUGGCUAUUUGGGCUUGCCAAGUUGUGUUGAUGGGAGCUGUUGAGGGUUAUCGUAUUGCUGGUGGGCCUCUUGGUGAGGUUGUUGAUCCACUUUACCCUGGUGGUAGCUUUGACCCAUUGGGCCUUGCUGAAGACCCAGAGGCUUUUGCUGAGCUUAAAGUUAAGGAAAUUAAGAACGGCAGACUUGCUAUGUUCUCCAUGUUUGGAUUCUUUGUUCAAGCUAUUGUCACCGGAAAGGGUCCAUUGGAGAAUCUUGCUGACCACAUUGCUGACCCAGUUAACAACAACGCCUGGGCUUUUGCCACAAACUUUGUUCCCGGAAAGACAACUUUUCUUUUUGUACAUUCAAGAGUUUUUCAUUUUACUUCUAUAAUGGCUACUUCUACCAUGGCUCUUUCUUCCGCUACAUUUGCCGGAAAGGCGGUUAAACUCUCCCCAUCUUCUUCUGAAAUCACCGGAAAUGGAAGAAUCACCAUGAGGAAGACUGCUGCCAAGGCCAAGCCUGCCUCCUCUGGUAGCCCAUGGUACGGUCCUGACCGUGUUAAGUACUUGGGCCCAUUCUCUGGGGAGUCUCCAAGCUACUUGACUGGUGAGUUCCCUGGUGACUAUGGAUGGGACACUGCUGGACUUUCAGCUGACCCUGAAACAUUUGCUAAGAACCGUGAGUUGGAGGUUAUUCAUUGCAGAUGGGCUAUGCUAGGAGCUCUUGGUUGUGUUUUCCCUGAGCUUUUGGCCCGUAACGGUGUUAAGUUUGGUGAAGCUGUAUGGUUCAAGGCUGGAUCACAAAUUUUCAGCGAGGGUGGACUCGACUACUUGGGCAACCCAAGCUUGGUCCAUGCACAAAGUAUCUUGGCCAUCUGGGCUUGCCAAGUUGUGUUGAUGGGAGCUGUUGAGGGUUAUCGUAUUGCUGGUGGACCUCUCGGUGAGGUUGUUGACCCACUUUACCCUGGUGGUAGCUUUGACCCAUUGGGCCUUGCUGAAGACCCAGAGGCAUUUGCUGAGCUCAAAGUGAAGGAAAUCAAGAAUGGUAGACUUGCUAUGUUCUCCAUGUUUGGAUUCUUUGUUCAAGCUAUUGUCACUGGAAAGGGUCCAUUGGAGAAUCUUGCUGACCACAUUGCUGACCCAGUUAACAACAAUGCUUGGGCCUUCGCCACAAACUUUGUCCCCGGAAAGUGAAGUUGUUAAAAAAUUAGUUGUUUGCUUGAUGGCCUUGUUAAAGCUAAUUGUAAAUUACAAGAAGAUAAUAUAUAUGAGUAUUGUUAUUGGAUGCAUUAAAGAGCUGUUUGCAAGAGAUUAUUCAUCUGUAAA